CCUCGUAAAACGGGGAUCGAUAACUAGGACAUCGCGGUAUUGAUAAAUAAACUCCGGUAAACGAUUGUCACGGACUAUUUGCCCUGGGUAAUUCAUUUCACAGUGUGUACCCUUAGUGUCAGUAUUCUUUGAUCCGAUCAUUUAUGGAUUAAGAACAGGUGUGCUGAACACGUUUUGCAGGUGGAAUCAAGAAAAGAACAAUCAUGACUUCUCCAGUAUCAAAUCAACCGCAGAAAAUGGAGAUGGGUCUGAAUCCAGGGAUGACCGGCCUGCCUCCAAGUCUCCAGUAUCUGGCUGGACUGGAUCAGAUUAUCAUCAAGCAGAAGAUCGAGGCUCUCGAAGUACUGACCGGGUUUGAAACCAGAAACAGAUAUGCUGUACUGAACAACCAGGGUCAACAAAUAUUCUUUGUACAAGAAGAGUCGAGUUUAUGUGAGCGCUGUUUCUGUCCAAUGAAUCGAGGACUAACCUUGCAUGUCACGGACAACAACUCGCAGGAAGUGAUGCAAUUCAGUAGGGAGUUCAAAUGGUGCACCGGAUGUUGCUGGUGCGGUGAAGGAUGCUGCAACAUGGCCUUUGCUGUAGAGUCCCCUGUGGGCAGGCGUCUGGGUACUGUAAGGACUGGUGACUCUAAAUGCAAGGCCCAUAUGAGGAUUUAUGACGCCUCCGACAAACACAUGUUUACACUCUGGGGUCCGUGCUGUCCGUGUCAGUGUGUUUGUGGAUGCACGGACGAUAUCGACUUCCCUAUAACGGACCCAUCAUUACAAACACGUGUGGGCAAUGUUGCCAAGCAGUGGAGAGGAUGUUGUGUGGACACGUUCACGGAUGCGGACCAAUUCUGUUUGACCUUUCCUGCAGAUAUGACAGUGGACUGUAAAGCGUUGUUACUGGGCGCAGUGUUCUUGACGGAAUUCUACGUGUUUGAGCAACAGAAAAACAACAACAAUAGUGGCGGCUACUGAUUGCUAUGGAAAUGAUAAACAGAUGUUUCAUUGCCUAUUCCUUAGAUUGUAACGCAGCAACUGGUUGUGGUCAAAGAAUAUUGCAUCGCCUAUUAUGAUUUUUAGCUAGAAUAUAACAUCACAUUGAAAAUAUUUGACAGUAUACUGUGUCUUUUUAUAUAGACUUUAUUUAUUAUCUGAUAUUAUUACAGUACUGCUGAUAUAUUAAAAAUGUAUGUACAUAUCUUUUUAUAGAAAUAAAUAACUCUCUUCUAUGA
Messenger RNA from Mercenaria mercenaria, 1222 nucleotides. RefSeq names its product phospholipid scramblase 1-like. The coding region runs from base 204 to 965 and encodes 253 amino acids. The record is from RefSeq and is a predicted model, not a curated record. Gene Ontology annotation, cellular component: plasma membrane. Lineage: Eukaryota; Metazoa; Mollusca; Bivalvia; Venerida; Veneridae. The transcript is spliced from 10 exons. Gene Ontology annotation, molecular function: phospholipid scramblase activity. Gene Ontology annotation, biological process: plasma membrane phospholipid scrambling.